UCGAAAACAUCGCACUGAUGUGGUUUCUGUCAGGUUUUUGUAAAAAAAUUGCAAAUUUUUAAUUACUAUUUCUCUUACUAAAAACAGUGGUUGAGAAUAGAUAAAAUUGAUUAUAUUAUAUAAAUUAAAUCUGCCGAAUCAGCAAUAAAUCUUUGGAAUUAGGAAAAAACUACGAUGAAUUCGUUAACCAACAGUAAAACAGUUUUCAUUAUUUGUCGACUAUGCUUGACCGUACGAAAAAGGAGUGAGCGUAUCUUUGAUGGCGACAACAAAUUGCUUCCCCAAUGGAUCGAAGAGCUCACAAGUUUGAAGAUAACCUUCACCCCAAAUGCACCAGCAUCGUUGUGUUUGGAGUGUAAAUCCAAUCUGGAAGAUUUCGCAACAUUCCGAGAAAUGUGCAUCAGCAACGAUCGAUUAUUCUACGAAACUUUUAUCACAAAAGCCGUACCGGAUGUAGACAAUGUAGAAGACCAAGGAGCUGAAUUGAUCGUACCAGAUGUUCCUGAUGUAGGUGCUACCAAUAAGGUAGCUAGCCAUAUUGUUUCAGUACAGAAAGAAAUGGCAAAUCAAGUUGGGCACAACAAUGAUUCAAUGAAUCUGAAUGAUGUUGGUAAAGCUGAUUUACAAGUCCAGGCCAAUAAGAAAACCAUUGCUGUUCGAGAAAGACAAAAGCGCAAGUUUUGCAAGAUUUGCAAAAAAAAAGUCUCUCAACUACAUCUUAAGCUUCACCAGAUAGAUGGAACAUUCAAGUGCUCGGAAUGCCCAAAAAUAUUUGCUCGAUAUAUUGCAGCCUACACUCAUUAUAUGAAAGUUCAUUCAAAAUCGGCAACCUAUAAAUGUAAGCUGUGUCAGAAGGCGUUCAUUUAUCCUCAGUGUUUGCAGACACAUAUACUUUCUCACGUCGAGAAUAACACGUUUUCCUGUUCGCAAUGCAAUGAACAGUUCACUCAUGCUUAUCUUUUGAAGCGUCAUCAUCAAGUUGAACAUACUAUACGGACGUACCUAUGCAAUAUAUGCCCUGCUACAUUUGACCACCCCAGUAAACUACGAACUCAUGUGAAUAAAAAGCAUUGCACUGUCAGCACAGCUUUGAAAAAUGUCAAGCGAACAAAACUCUCGGGAUCUUAUGCAUGUGACCAAUGUGAUGCUACCUUUGCACUUAGCUCGAGUGUAGUGCGCCACAAAAGGGAUGCCCACCACGAUGAACAUUAUUGUACGCACUGUGAGUUGGAAUUCAGCUCGGAGGAACAGUUAGCGAUUCACAAACAGUCGGAAGAACAUCUGCAGCGAUCAAAUAGUUUUGUUAUAGCUGAGGAUUCGAAUUCAGAAAAUAAUACAGAAACGGAACCGAUAUCUUCAACACAGCGAUUGGACUCUGAUCGAACUCAAGAUGAACAAACAGUAGCUGUUGGGGAAAUUAAAAUCGAAAUACCAGAAAUCAGAGGAGUAACAGCUCCCAUCGAUUUUGUUAACAGCCCAACAGAUACAUCAAACGUACAGAAACUACAAAAAAGAAUAAAGAUUAACAGCAAAGGAGGAAAAAGCAUCGUAAAGCAAGAGGACGAAGAUGGACGUUCACUAAAGUUCUGCUCAUUUUGUGCCACUGAAACCACUCCAAUGCACGUCCUAGCGCACCAGGGAGAGCACGUCUUCAGGUGCAACCGGUGCACGGCUUCAUGCGACAGUUACGAUAACCUUAUGAAGCACUUGAGGUCCCACAAGAAGACAGAUAAAUUUGUUUGCCAAUUGUGCAGGUCGUCUUUCAAACUACGCAAACAUUUUGUGAAGCACCAACUGAUGCACACGAAGUUGUCGAAUGCAGUGACCAACGCAUAUCCCUGUACGAAAUGUGAAAAGCAGUUUGCAAAUUGUCAAUCACUUAAAUUACACACGAAGAGAGUCCACAAGGAAGUGUUUGUUUGUGAUGUUUGCGGGGAAAAGUUCCGAAGACGUUCCAAGUUGGCAGCUCACUUGAAACUUGUUAAGGUUCAUGAUCCUAAAUGUAGAAAAUGUCGCCUGAUUUUCCCCACGAAAGAACAGCUUGAGAUUCAUACCAGAUUUAUGCACCCAGAGCUAGUUGAUAGUUCUGUGGAACAGCAACCGAAUAAACAAAGCCCAAUUGAGGAAUUCACCGAAAAGAAACUAAAUAUUCAUAGUGUUUAAAUACAACGCGAUUCAAAGCUUUUGCAUAAACAAAUUUUAAGAAGGCAACCUUUUUUUUUCCUAAUUUUAUUUGCAGUUUUAAGUUUUUUAGAAAAAGAUUAUUUCUGCAGGUGAGUAUAGAUUAGAUUGCACACGUGCACUCUAUAGGCAACUGAUCCAUGUAAAGUUUCUGUUUUCAUUCUUCAUUUAAUAGAUAUUAUCCAAAUAUAUAUAUACAAAUAAAAA
Armigeres subalbatus is the source of this 2388-nucleotide messenger RNA. RefSeq names its product zinc finger protein 761-like. Lineage: Eukaryota; Metazoa; Arthropoda; Insecta; Diptera; Culicidae. The coding region runs from base 175 to 2163 and encodes 662 amino acids. Gene Ontology annotation, molecular function: RNA polymerase II transcription regulatory region sequence-specific DNA binding; zinc ion binding; DNA-binding transcription factor activity, RNA polymerase II-specific. The transcript has 2 exons. The record is from RefSeq and is a predicted model, not a curated record. Gene Ontology annotation, biological process: regulation of transcription by RNA polymerase II. Gene Ontology annotation, cellular component: nucleus.